Molecule: messenger RNA, 1531 nt
Organism: Nelumbo nucifera (sacred lotus)
Lineage: Eukaryota; Viridiplantae; Streptophyta; Magnoliopsida; Proteales; Nelumbonaceae
Source: RefSeq, a predicted model, not a curated record
AAGAUAGCAAAUAUUUCAUUAUUCAUCAUACAACAGCUGGAUACAUACAUACAUAUAUAUAACCAAAGUCUCAAGAUUUCCAACGCAUUCUCCAACGGUUACAUGUGCUUGAAAAGGCUUUUUCAGACCGUGACAACAAUUAAACCAAACUGCACUCUUACUCACUACAUAACCCGCGCCCUUCACACACCAUUUGUGUACUCUCCCAUCUCCCCCACCUAUACUCUCUCUCUCUCUCUCUCUCUCUCUCUCUCUCUCUCUCCAACUCUCUAAUCCAAAUCCAACAUGGAAAGUUGCAGGAAAGGUCCAUUGAAGCCAUGGAAGAAAGGUCCCACAAGGGGCAAAGGUGGCCCUCAGAACGCGUCUUGUGAGUACCGUGGUGUUAGACAAAGAACUUGGGGCAAAUGGGUUGCAGAGAUCAGAGAGCCCAAGAAGAGAACCAGACUUUGGUUGGGUUCAUUCUCAACAGCCGAAGAGGCUGCCAUGGCCUACGACGAAGCUGCAAGGAGGUUGUAUGGUCCCGAAGCUUACCUUAACCUACCACACCUUCAACCCAACUCCAGUCCUAAUAAACCCAACCAAUUUAAAUGGUUUCCAUCAAAGAAUUUCAUUUCCAUGUUUCCUUCGUGUGACUUACUUAAUAUAAACGCGCAACACAAUGUUCAUGCCAUUCAUCAAAGGCUACAAGAACUCAAGAGAAAUUCUUCUUCUCUUAAUCAACUACCACCCUCUUCCUCAUCUUCAUCUUCUUUUGACUCGAAUUCUGAAUUUUUUAUCACAGAAGACAAAUGCUACAUAGAAAACUCACUAGCUAAGCAAGAAGAGGCCAUGCUUUCAUCCGAGCAGUUGUUAGGGGGUCGUGAAGAGAAGCCUCAGAUUGAUCUACACGAGUUUCUUCAGCAAUUGGGUAUACUAAAAGAAGGUAGUGGAUCAGAAGGUGGCGACACCCUGGGAAGCUUUCCACUGCCGGAAUCUUUGCUUGAAGACGAUGGGCUAACAGCUUUUGGAGAGCAGACUUUCAAUUGGGGUUCACUGGUCGAUAUACAUGGAUUAGAGGGUAAUCAAGGAGCUGUAAACAGUGGCAUACAGGUUGAUAUACACGAAGAGUUGACCUUCCCCAGUUCUAUUUGGAACUUUUGAAGUGCCAGCUAAUUUUGGUGUAGUAAUUUCUAGUUUUAAGCUUUUGGUGGAUAGAAUUCAUAGGGAGAAAAAGGACAAAAGAAAAGUAAUUGGCCAACCUUUAUUCUUAGAGUGUGUCAGUUUCUGUUGAAUGAAACUAAGACAGGACUAGACUGUCAUCGCUAAUGGUUCUAUACAUGCUGGAUAGUUGUAAAGAUUCAGUCAUACUGGUUCUAAGGAAAGCAAAAGACUGAUACUGGUUGUAGAGGUUCUAAUUUCUUAAGCCCAUGGGAUUCCAGGCUUAGGAAUAGGAUCUCCCAGGUUUCAGCUAUUAUUUUACGUGUCACCGACUCUGACAAGGAGAGAUAGUGAGAUAGUGUGUUUAUGUGUGUGUGUGCAGCGUGCCUGUUUC